CGGGUGUAGAAGUCUCGAACGGAUCGAGUUACUUAUCAAAACGUUUCAUUAAGCAUAAAACAAAAAGCAAAAGUUUGUGUUACAACAUUUUACAAUAAAUUGCAACGAUCAGCAAGCUGCAAAUCGAACAGGGUGUCAAUCGAACUGCAAUCUUGGGGCAUGGAACCAACAGCAAUGUGCAAAACGGCAGCGCAACAACUUAGAAUACCCUGACGCCAUAUUUGUUUUUUUAUUCAAAACCUUACGCUUGCUUGUGCGUGUACGUGUACGUGUGUGUGUCUAUUGUGUGAGUGUGAGAGCAGCGCGUAUUGAGGCACAAAUAUACAACAACAACAAAUUAAUUUAAAUACAAAAAGAAAAGUUAAACAAAAGCGUAGCUCACACACAAAAGUUCUACAACGAAGCAGCGAAGAAAGAUUCCCAGUCAACGUGUGUAGUGCGCUAUUAUGUAUCUGUGUGUGUGCAGCUGUAUGUGUUAGUGCAUGGGUAUGCGUAAAUUGCUGGUGAAUGCGACUGUCUCGCCUGUGUAAGAAAUAUCCGCUUACCUAAGCGCACAAAUUCUCUCGCGACGGCUUAAGAACCAAACACGUAAACACAGCAAUACACCAACACCAACACACACACACACACGCUCCAGACAUAUGUAUGCAUGUAUGUGUCUGUGUUUGGACGUGGCUAACAUAUAAAGCAAAACCAGAAAUUCCACAUUGCUUGCUGUCGGGUCGCGUUGCGCGCCUACGUAACGUAACCAAACGCGACGUAAGACGUUAGAUUGUUGUUGUUAUCACUGUCAUUGUUGUUGUUGUUGUUGUUGAGAAAUGGGCGACUCCACGCCCAUUUGCCGCUGCCGCGUGCUGUACUUGGGCAGCGCUGUGCCACGCCAAAGCAAGGACGGCCUGCAGGGCAUACAGGAGCCGCUGCGCAGUCUUUAUCCCUCGGAGGGCGCUGUGGGCGCCAAGGGAAUCGAUAGCUGGCUGAGCGUCUGGUCGAACGGCAUACUGCUGGAGAAUGUGGACGAGAAUCUGAAGCAGAUUACACGCUUCUUUCCCAUUGAGUCGCUGCACUAUUGCGCUGCAGUGCGUCAAGUGCUGAUACCGGAGCGCGGCAAUGCUCAUCCGGAGCCAAAGUUCUUGCCGCUGGACUCGCCAUUUGCGCGCAUGCCACGCGCCCAGCACCCGCCCAUCUUUGCUGCCAUCUUGCGCCGCACCACGGGCAUCAAAGUGCUCGAGUGUCAUGUCUUCAUAUGCAAACGCGAGGCGGCCGCCAACGCUCUAGUCAGAUGCUGUUUUCAUGCCUAUGCGGACAACUCCUAUGCACGCCAGCUGGAAACGGGCAGUAAUGGCGGUGGCGCUGGUGGCGGCAGCAGCGUCUACGGGACGCUCAAAAGCGCCGCUGGCAGCAAAUCGAAUGGCGACUUAACCAGCAUUGGCUUGAGCAAUGGCAAUGCUAAUGGUCAGCUGCAUCAUCAUCAUCAUUUGGCCGGACAGAACAGCUGGAGAUCGCGUGCGGGCAGCACCACAACGCUCAACAGUCUGGGACGCCAAUCCAAUGGGCAUGCCUUGAAUGGCUCCGCGCUGGGCAUGAAUGGCACUGGCAGCACGGGCAGCGCUGCCGAGGGUUACACAUCAGUCAAGAAUUUUUAUGGCAGCAGCGCUGAUCUGAAUGUCACCGUCGACGAUGGCGAAGCUUCUAUGUACAAUGGCGAUGAGAAUCACAAAGUCUGGAGCGGCUCACAGGAUCAGCUGGACAGCAUUGGCGCUGUCGAGAGUCCCUAUGAGCUGUUCUCAGGCAACACUUCGACGCUGGGCAGACCGCUGCGUGCGCGUCAGAUAAGCACGCCCAUUGAUGUGCCACCGCCGCCGGUGAGGGAGGAGCGCAAAACGAAGCGAAGCGACAAGAAGUCAUCCAAGUCAAGCGGCAGCCAAAGUCUGUCCGGCACGCUAAUCAGACCAAAGCCCAUGCAUCCAGCUGCCAUGCAACGUGCGCAGCUGCAUGCCGCACACGCCGGACAUGCAGCAGGCAGCGUCAUCUACGGCCCCAUCAGCGGUCCACCGCAUGCUGCACGUCAAUAUCACACAAUCAGUCAUCGCGGCUUUCCGCCGGGUCCGCCACAAGGACCGCCGGGACCGCCGCAUCACGCCAUGCAGCAGCAUCAUCAUCAGCAUCAGCAGCACAUGUUGCAUAUGCAGCACGCACAGCAAAUGGCGGGCAUGCCGCCGCUGCAGCUGCCCAUGAUGCUGCCACAGCAGUAUGCAACGUUGCAGCCGGCGCGCUCCACCAGCAAAAAGAAGAAGAAGGACAAGAAGAACGGCGUAGGCGGCAUGCCAGUGGGCAUGCCCAUAGUGCCGCCCAUCUAUGCGUAUCAUCAGCAGCAGGCAAUGGGCGUGCCGCCGCCACCUGGCAUGGCGCAGUCGCUGAUCAACGAACCGCGUGCGCUAAGCAUGUCCAGCCGCAAGCUGGCAGCAUCAAUGGGCAAUGGGCUGGAUGAUUCCGGCAAUUCAGGCGCCGAGUCGCCCUCACCCGGCGGCACUGGCAUCUAUCGACGCAAAGGACACUUGAACGAGCGCGCCUUUAGCUACUCCAUACGCCAGGAGCAUCGCAGUCGCAGUCAUGGCUCGCUGGCCAGCCUGCAGUUCAAUCCGCCUGAUAUGAAAAAGGAGCGUGAAAUUGCGCAAAUGGUCGCCGGCCUGGACCUCAACGACGGCGAGCGUCGCCAGCUGGGACCACCUGGUCCAGCGACGCUGCAACGCAAACAGGCAGCCAUGAUGAAUGGCAAUGCUGCGCCACAUCCACAUCCACAUGCUAUCUACGGUCCACUGGGCCCGGCCAGCAGCUUUGGCAAGCCGCGCAGAUAAACUUAAACUUCAACUCUAACUAACACUUGUCUGUAUAAGUAGAAGUAGCGAUGCUGGUCAAAGUGUUUUUAAAUCUUAAAUUUAUAAAGGCUCUGCAGCUGGCGCUUUGCUCAAAAUCAAAACGAAAAUCUUACAAUGAAUAUCGUGUGCCUUAUUAGGUUUAUACUUUAAGUAUGUAUAUGUUAGGCUUUUGGCAAAAGCAAACAAAAUAAUACAGCCUGUAGAAUAAUAUAAAAUAUAUGAAAACUUGACAAACCUUUGUUACGCGCACAAAUGUAACAUAACGUAUACUUGAUAUAUAUAUAUAUACUUUUAUUCAAAGCAAAAUUAUGCAAAUUAUAUCCAA
Messenger RNA from Drosophila busckii, 3201 nucleotides. RefSeq lists its product as uncharacterized. The record is from RefSeq and is a predicted model, not a curated record. The coding region runs from base 819 to 2855 and encodes 678 amino acids. The transcript is spliced from 2 exons. Lineage: Eukaryota; Metazoa; Arthropoda; Insecta; Diptera; Drosophilidae.